UGUUUACCGAAACACCAUCGAAGUACUGGAUCCAGAAGUGGACUUGUUGUAGGCAGGAAGAGGACUUUCCUCAACGAAUUGUAGUGAAAUUAUGUUGCAAAGGUGACCAACCGUUCCGUAGAUGGAGCUAAAUGAAGAUACUGUUAAUUUGCGAUGUGCACGGACAUGCUUGUGUGUUCUCUGCGGCUUGCCUGCAGCAGGAAAGUCGACGCUUGCACGGGCGGUCAACUCUCACACUGUAGAACGAGGGUGGAGGUCCGCUGUCAUUUCUUAUGAUGACUUGAUUCCCGAUGACGCUUUCAACGUGAAAGAGGUCGAGGAUGAAGAGGAUAUGACGCGCCCGCAGACGCAAACUAAAUGGAAGUUGCACAGACAAGCAGUGCUACAGUGCGUCGAACAGUUCCUACAGAGUCCCACAGAGCUGGGACAGCUAACCCCAAACGCCUACCAGAUCGACAGCGAUGCCUGGCGUCGUCUCCUUCACGCCGCUCAGGUCUACGGGACGUCAGUGGGCUCUUCUCAGGCUUACCCUUCACCUUUAGAAGGACCACCUCCUCCACCACUCGUCAUUCUACUGGACGACAACUUCUACUAUCCAAGCAUGAGAUAUGAGGUGUACCAACUGGCCAGGAAACACUCUGUGGGAUUCUGUCAGGUGUACGUUCAGUGUCCUGUGGAGGCCUGCGUCAGGAGAAACCAGCUGAGGCCCCAGCCCUUACCCAGUGACGUUAUAGUAGAGAUGGCCAAGCGCAUGGAGCCUCCGAACCCUCUGAGAAACCCAUGGGAGCAGAACAGUGUCACUCUGGACAGCAAAGACCACUUCACCAUAGAAUACAUCCAAAGGUUGGUGAAGGUGAUCUCUAUGGCGUUGGAGAACCCAUUGAGUCCAGUCCAGGACAACACUGAGCAAAAGGAGGUUGACCGUCAGAGCUGUGUGUCCAGUGUGAUCCACCAGGCUGACCAGGCCUGCAGACGCCUGGUCUCACAGGCCAUGCGGGGGGCCAGAGAUCAUAAACUUCCCCCAGAGAGGAUGAGGUCUCUGGCAGCCGAGUUCAAUGAAUCCAAAACCAGAUUUAUCCAGGACCUGCGGAAACAAGUUCUCCACAGCCUUCCCCUAACCCAGGGAGAGAGCAUCGAGGUGGAGCAGGUUGUGAACCGAGCCGUGGACGUCUUCCACAAAGAGAAACAGGAAAUCAUUGCAAGAUUCCUUCCUCCUUAUGACAGAAUAAAUGCAACAGAAAAUGAGGGAUAGAUGAUCGCCAUUAUGUAACUUUCAUUGAUUGUAUUGUCUCUUGUUCAAUUAUUUGUUUACAAAUGUGAAUAUGUUCUUGAAUGUAUCAUUUUCCUUGUAACCUUUUGAGUUGGAUAUAAAUGAAGACACCACACAGUCAGCUCCCUGAAAUAGUAUUUUAGGAUGUAAAUAAAUAAAAGCAGAGCUUUUGGUGAAGAUGAA
Messenger RNA from Coregonus clupeaformis (lake whitefish), 1453 nucleotides. RefSeq names its product L-seryl-tRNA(Sec) kinase. Bases 122 to 1252 code for a protein of 376 amino acids. The transcript has 6 exons. Lineage: Eukaryota; Metazoa; Chordata; Actinopteri; Salmoniformes; Salmonidae. The record is from RefSeq and is a predicted model, not a curated record. Gene Ontology annotation, molecular function: tRNA binding; kinase activity.